AUGACGGAGGCCCAGUUGUGGGGAUUUGUUCAGCUGGUUGGUUUGAUAUUUAUCACUAGCAACUGUCGUGAAAUUGUGGCUAAUUGUCUCAAGUAUGGCUGGGUUGUACAUUGGAUCCCGAAGACGGUGAUUAAUGUACAGAACCACAUUGCCUUGGUGGUCGGGACUGGAAUGGUAGUGGUACUGGCGCUAAUUAGUUUCUGGGUAGAAGUGCGCCGAGGUGACCAGUUCUGCUCUUCGUGGGCGCCGGCUAUAAAGGAAUUGCAGCAUAUAGAAUACGAGCUUCAAAUGAGAUCCAAGAAACACAACAUCUUCAAUCUUCAUCGUGAGCUUAAAGGCCAUUACGGCAGACUCUCCGCAUCUGGUAGCGUCGCCACAGAUGGACCUUCAGGCGGUAAUGGUCCUUCAGUGGAAGGCAACUCGAUGGUAACCCCAGGAAUACUAACUGCCCUCGCAUCGGAUUCCGAACGUGUAAAUACGCCGAAAACGUCCGAUAUCAAGACUGCUGGAGACAACUCGGACGCGACCCGGAUGGACGCUGCUGGUCUCGAUGCGAACACACCAGAGGGUGUAAGGGAUGCUCUAGAAUGCUCUAGAGACCUGGACUUGCCCCCCGAUAGGGGUAGGGACGCUCAAAAGCCCCAGUCGGUCAAAAUCGAAGAGACGGUCAAAAUCCAAGAGUCGAUGGCGGUCAUCGCUGCUCCGACCGGAUCAGCUACCGGGGCUCUGGGCAAGGUAGCUCGGGAUAGAAAGAAAACUGCGGACAGCGACAUGACUACGGUGGGGGGUGAUCUGACAGGUGGGUCCGAGUUGAAGUUGUCUCCUGUCUCCGGUCUGCGGCAGCGGGGACGACCGGGUAUUUCUGAUAAGCAGAGUGUGUCGCCGAACAUAAAUUUGGAUAACGCGCAAUCGGAAUCUUCGGACGACUCCAUACGUGAAGCAGGGAGGAAACGACCCGCGGGUGGUUACCGCAAGAGGUACAUUGACCCUACGAGGAACUUUGACAUUUCAAACGUACUCAGCGUAGCCGAGAACUACAUGCGCUCUCAACAGAAAAGAAUCAACUCCAUCAAGAACGAGGUUGGCGACCUCAUGAUGAAGUCGCCGCUAGUCGCCGUCUAUAAUAGACUGUCCAUGCGUGUUACAGAACGCCACGUCGAGUUUGUCCACUCCAUAAAAGCGUUCGUCCUUUGUAGCCUAAUUUUUGGUGUUCCCUACGCUAUUGUCCUGAGCACUGCCUUUGAUCCACGUAAGCUAUUGACCAAAACGAAUGUGGCAGAAUAA
Gregarina niphandrodes is the source of this 1284-nucleotide messenger RNA. RefSeq names its product putative transmembrane protein. The coding region runs from base 1 to 1284 and encodes 427 amino acids. The record is from RefSeq and is a predicted model, not a curated record. NCBI's taxonomy places the organism in Eukaryota, Apicomplexa, Conoidasida, Eugregarinorida, Gregarinidae. The transcript has a single exon.